AUGAGUCAAAGCAAGGCAUCAGAGCGACCCACACUCCAAGGUCAGCGCAUCAAGACCAGGAAAAGAGAUGAAAAAGAGAAGUUCGAUCCUCAGGGAUUUCGCGACCAAAUCUUGCUCGGCAUCAAAGAAACCAACGGCGACCUUGAAGCGCUCUCCAAGUACCUGGAUGUUGCUGGCUCGAAGCUAGACUACCGCCGCUACGGUGAACCACUCUGCGACAUUCUCAUUGCCGGCGGACUGCUCGCUCCCGGUGGGACGCUCAUCACUGACGGGCCGCUGGUUCCGGAUGCCAAGCUGACGACCACCUCCACCACCACCGAGGUGUGCGUUUUUGGACGUCCUUCCGAUGACGAGUCCAUAAGAGCCUUCACCCAGGUCUUUGUCCGUCUCAUUCGCCGCUACAAGUACCUCGAGAAGUCGCUGGAGGAGGACCUGAAGAAGAUCGUCGUCUUCCUGCGCGCCUUCACCCCUGACGACCGCCUGAAGUUGGCCAAGGUCUUCGCCUACCUGCUCGCCAGCGGCCACAUCACCGUUUCGCCGCUCAAGACGCUCCUGGAACGCGACGAGCUGGUGAAGGAGGGCCUGGCCUUUCAGUUUCUCCUCGACUGCCUCGCCGCCUGGCAAUCGGAGAAGGAUGCCCCGAAUGUGUGGGCCUCGCUGCGCAAGUCGUCGCUCGACUCUAAGCUGCUGGAGUUUCUGCCCCUCUCUAAGCGCAACCAGGAGUCCUUCAGCGGCUCGAUGCUCGACAGCGGACUCGGUCAGCUGCUGGACUAUCAGAAGACACAGCGCGUGGAGACCGUGAAGCGGGAGCUGGCGGCGGAGAUCAACAACCAAAUUCAGUCGAACGAGACGACGCCCACGGAGCUGAUUGUCCUGGUGCGCGACUACAUGACGGAGAAUGGCUUCAGCGACGCCGAG
This is a messenger RNA of Rhagoletis zephyria (snowberry fruit fly), 918 nucleotides long. The record is from RefSeq and is a predicted model, not a curated record. Lineage: Eukaryota; Metazoa; Arthropoda; Insecta; Diptera; Tephritidae.